Filobasidium floriforme is the source of this 1101-nucleotide messenger RNA. Its product is annotated as deoxyhypusine synthase. The record is from RefSeq and is a predicted model, not a curated record. Gene Ontology annotation, cellular component: cytoplasm. The coding region runs from base 1 to 1101 and encodes 366 amino acids. The transcript has 5 exons. Gene Ontology annotation, biological process: peptidyl-hypusine biosynthetic process. Gene Ontology annotation, molecular function: deoxyhypusine synthase activity. NCBI's taxonomy places the organism in Eukaryota, Fungi, Basidiomycota, Tremellomycetes, Filobasidiales, Filobasidiaceae.
AUGUCCAUCCCCACACAGCCCACCAACGCUCAAGCCUCGAGCUCAUCCCAAUCUCAAGAUGCAGCCCACGCCUCGGUGCUCAUGCCCUCGGAAUCCAUCCCGGACGACGCGACCCAUAUCCGAGGACCCAACUUUGACAACGCCGUCAACCUGCAAGAGUUGCUAGAGAGCUACGAAAAGAUCGGAUUCCAGGCUACGGGGAUGGCCAAGGCGAUCAAGAUCGUCGAACAGAUGCGACUCGCCCGUUCAAACCCAGACGAACCCCUCCGUCUCUUCCUCGGCUACACCUCCAACCUGAUCUCGUCCGGAUUACGGGAGAUCAUCUGUUUCCUCGCCCGUCACAAGCUCGUAGACUGUAUCGUCACCACAGCGGGCGGGAUCGAAGAGGAUUUCAUCAAAUGCCUAGGGAGUACCGUCCUGGGCGAUUUCGCCAUGGAAGGCGCUGGACUCAGGAAAAGGGGAUUGAAUAGGAUCGGGAACCUGCUCGUACCGAAUUCCAAUUACUGUGCCUUCGAGGAUUGGGUCAUCCCGAUCUUGGACAAGAUGGUGGAGGAGCAGUCUCGAGCCGACCCGGAGCAGGACGAGGACGAGGAGGAGAAGAAGAUGGUCUGGACGCCAAGCUCGGUGAUAAGACGGUUAGGGAAAGAGAUUGACAACGAGGAGAGCGUGUAUUAUUGGUGUUACAAGAACGACAUCCCCGUCUUCUGCCCCGCCCUGACAGACGGCUCGCUGGGCGACAUGAUCUACUUUCACACCUACAAGAACCCGGGCCUGAUCAUCGACAUCGUAGGCGAUAUCCGACGGUUGAACGACAUGAGCGUACGGGCGAAAAAGGCGGGCAUGAUCGUACUCGGGGGAGGGGUCUGUAAGCAUCAGAUCGCGAAUGCCAUGUUGUUCCGCAACGGAGCCGACUAUGCCGUCUAUAUCAACACGGGUCAGGAAUUCGACGGAUCGGAUUCAGGGGCGAGACCGGACGAGGCGGUCUCGUGGGGCAAGAUCCGGGCGGGUGCAGAGUCCGUCAAGGUCUAUGCGGAUGCGACGUUGGUUUUCCCGUUGGUGGUAGCAGCAACAUUCGGAAAGGCGCACUGGGCGAAAGUAUAG